AUGGAAUUGGAGGAAAAGGGGCAAGACCACGUGGCGGAGAGAGGCAUGGAGCACACGCGCCUGUUCCUCCUGCCAGUGAGCUUUAGGCCGAGCCUUGGCUCUAUGGCUCUGGAACUCAUCAGACCGCGUCUUUUCGUCGCUGGUACUCGCCGUGGACGGCGGCGAGGGCGAUGUGAAAAGGUCGAGAAGCGGAAUGACCUCCACGGCGGAGAAGCGUUGGGAGCAGCCGUCUCGCCGCUGAUCGCCUCCCUCAUCUCCACCCUAUCCUCCGGGUUGGCCUCGGUGCACGCGACCCCGAUCCUCAACAUCCUCUCGAUCUGUUCUUUCGGGCCAGGGCCCGCUAUCUCCGGGUCGACUAGCUCCGUGGCUCGACCCUCUGCCACCGCCUGGCGGGCCCACUGCACGACGUCCGUCCCUCCCUUCUGGUUGUUUAGGUACUGUGACGGGAACUUCCCAGUGACGACCUCUAGCACGACGACCCCUAGGCAAUACACGUCGCUCUUUGGGGAGAGUUGUUGGUAG
Molecule: messenger RNA, 522 nt
Organism: Striga asiatica
Lineage: Eukaryota; Viridiplantae; Streptophyta; Magnoliopsida; Lamiales; Orobanchaceae
Source: the annotation of a GenBank genome assembly